Messenger RNA from Rana temporaria (common frog), 9067 nucleotides. Its product is annotated as lipoxygenase homology domain-containing protein 1-like. Gene Ontology annotation, molecular function: growth factor activity. The coding region runs from base 225 to 8696 and encodes 2823 amino acids. NCBI's taxonomy places the organism in Eukaryota, Metazoa, Chordata, Amphibia, Anura, Ranidae. Gene Ontology annotation, biological process: intracellular signal transduction. The record is from RefSeq and is a predicted model, not a curated record. The transcript has 59 exons.
UACAGACGGCUCAUUAGAGAACAAACAGUGACUUUUUCCAUCAAAUAUGUUUUCAUUAUUCAGCUGAAUAAGGCAGAGCUAUGUUGUACAUGAGUACAUGAAUGAGGCAGAGCACAGCAGAGAGCAGAGCAGGGCACACACUUCUGCUGGAAGCACAACGCUCCUUUCUCCGACUGAAUGAGGUUUCAUAAUCUAUCCAAGUCAAGAGCAGGUUACUGUCAAGAAUGAGUGAAUCUACAUCCACCAACAUCUCUGUGGCUCAAGCACACUCCACAGAAAGCCUACAUGCUUCGUCUACACAACAUUCACGUAUGGCAGAUCCUGGAUCCACCAAAAGGAUACAAUUCUACAAAAGUGGGGACCCACGGUUUAACGGAAUAAAGAUGGUUGUCUCCAACCGAUCCUUCAAGACAUUUGAUGCCUUGCUAGACAAUUUAUCCAAAAAAGUACCUUUGCCUUUCGGAGUUAGAAAUAUUACUACACCACGUGGAAUGCACCACAUAACUUCUCUACAGGAACUUGAAGAUGGCAAAUCCUACAUUUGUUCCCAUCAAAGAAAGAUAAAGCCAAUAAAUCUUGAAAGAGCUAGAAAGAAGCCAUUACUAUGGCAGAGUAGCAGACCAAUCAGUGCACGCAGAAGAGUAGUGCAGCUGGUUCACCAAAAUGAAGUUGCACCUUUUAAGAGGGAAAACACUAUUGUGAUUGGAAGCUCAAAGAACUUUGUUAUAUUUAAAAAUGGAGACAAAGAUUCUAAAUAUACCUUGGUGCUAAAUAGGAAGCCUAAACAAAGUUUUGAUACAUUUCUUGAUCAAGUCUCAGAGACUUUGCAGUUCCCGGUUUUCAAGCUAUACAGCACAGAUGGAAGGCGGAUUCUUAGUAUGCAUGCCCUCCUGCUAAGUUCUGGAACAAUAGUGGCAGCUGGGAGAGAACCCUUUAAACCUGCAAAUUACAACUCUGAGAGGGAAUAUCUACCUCCUAAAUUACCUGGCAUCUCCCAGCGAGUGUUUCCCAAGGCCAGAUCAAAACCAGACCUGAAAAGCCCAGGAGAAUGGAAAGUUUCUGUCUUCACUAGCAACAUUCCAUCCUCCGGGACAACAUCUCAAGUAUACAUCAUGUUUUAUGGACAUCUACGAACAUCAACACCUGUUUUUCUGUACAGUAGCCAAGACGAUGCAUUCCAGAGAGGACACGAGGAUACUUUUGAUGUUAACAUUGGAGAUGUUGGGGAGGUUUAUAAGAUACGCAUUGGACACACCAAUUCUGGGGCAUCCCCUGGCUGGCACUGUGAAGAGGUUCAGCUGUUGAACGUUUUCUCCAAUGAACAAUUCUGUAUUAAAGUAAAACGCUGGCUUUCUCAAGAUGAGGAUGAUGGGGAGAUCUGCAGAGAGCUUCCUAUACUGAGACAUGGCCAGGCGAAACUGUCAGUGACAAAAUACAAAGUUCAGGUUAUCACAGGAGACCUGUGGAAUGCAGGAACAGAAGCCAAUGUCUACAUGUGCCUCAAUGGACAAUAUGGUGACACAGGAUCAAGGCAAUUGAUAAGAUCAAAUAAGCCAACUCCAUUCCUUAAAGGGCAAACUGAUACUUUCUUUAUGGAAGCUGUUCAUCUUGGUGAGUUACACACAGUCAUCAUAGGACAUGAUGGACUUGAACCAGGCAAUGGUUUGUACCUGGAGAAAGUCAAUGUUUACGAUGAACUUAAGGACAAAGAAUACUCCUUUUUAUGCUACAGAUGGCUGGAUGAAGGAGAGGAUGAUGGGAAGAUUGUCAGGCGUUUGUCUGUGUCACAUGAAGCUGACCUUCCGGCCAGACAAGAAUUUGAACUAAAGAAAAAGGAAAUGUGGAAUGCAGAGAAAUGGAAAUAUCAGCAUGAAAACAGUUUGCAGUUUUACUCGAAAUCAACAAAGAAAUUUAUCCGCAUCACUCCAGAUGGCAGGGUGGAUGCACUUGGAGACAAAAAAGAUAAAUAUGGUUUUUUUGACGUAUUUGUAAAAAGAGGAAAUGUUCGUGUUUUCAGAAGUCAUCACAUCAGAAAUCUCGCUUUGGCAAUUGACAAGGGAAUAGCCAGUGCACUGGAAAACAGUGGUGUUCUAUGUGAGCUGCUGGUUCAUAUUCAGUUAAACAGAUGUGUAACUUUGGAAUCUACUAGAAUGCCAGGAAUGACCAUUUCCUUUAACAUUGAUGGUGAACCUGCAGAUGACAACACUACAGGCUAUGCUGACAUUUGCAAAGAAUUUGCGGUGCACGUGAAGGGAAUUUUCCACAGCGGUGCUAUCAUACUCCUCGCCACAAACUGGAGCCAGGCAUUGUGUCUGAGACGUGAUGGGUCCUGCAGUGGAACUGGAAAACAGAACGUGGAAUCAUAUUGGAGAGUCCACAAAACUGGUUCUUCAGUGUGUAUGUUUGAAAGUGUAACAUGGCCCAGAAUGUACCUACAAAUAAAGAAUGGCAAAUGUGAUGGAGAGGGCACAGGGGAUGAAUACUGUCAUUUCAAAGUUGAAAAAAACUAUGAAAAUGGGUCAGUGACUCUGGAAUCUGUGAGAAAUAAAGGAAUAUACCUUGGACUGAUGCCCAAUGGACUUGUAAAACCAGUGAUUCAUACAGGAGAGAAGAAUAUUUUAUUGUACCCCAAGGUCAUCAAAUUUGGUAGAGAAAAGCCUACAGGAACAUCUGCAACUCCCAGCAAGAGCAGGGAAGAGAUUUCCACACAGGAUGAAGCCAUUAUUGAUUCUCAGGACUCCGUGGAUUGGAGUCCGCCAGUAUCUACACUCCCAAGCAAAAAUGGCAAAACACUGAACAGCUCUGGAAAUAAGGUUUAUUCCUUAAAUGAUUGGAAAGUGUCAAUCUUGACUGGAAGUGCAGGAACCUCCGCUGGCGUCUCCCUGUGGGUGUAUGGAAGUAAAGGCUCCACUGGUCCAAUAAUACUCGGAACUGGGAAGAAGGGUCAGCUAUUUAAGGCAAGACAAGAAGACGAAUUCAUGAUAGAAAUUGACAACAUAGGAAACCUAUACAAGAUUAGGCUUGAACAUGAUGGAACUGGUCCUGAAUGGAAUCUUGAAAGGGUAACUCUCCAGAAAAUGAAAAAUAGAAAAACAUAUCAAUUUGAAGCGAAUAGGUGGCUAUCGAGAAACCAUGGAAACUCUGAACUUGUCUGUGAGCUUCCUGUUGUGGAAGAUGGUGAACCUGUUUUCCCAAUUGUGAAAUAUGAGGUUAUUGUCUUCACUGGACACUUGGAUCAAGCAGGAACAGAUGCUGCAGUGUACAUCUGCGUCCAUGGUACAAGAGGUGACUCUGGAAAAAGACGCUUGGUCAAAUCAGAUCUGUUGCUUCCAUUCCAGCAGGGAGAGGUUGAUGUGUUUGAAAUUGAAGCUGUGUCACUUGGGAAACUACAGAGAGUGAGCCUAGGCUGCGAGGCCAGUCGCAAGUCACAGUACUGGUAUUGUGAGAAAGUAAUCAUCAGGGAACAGGGCAAUGUCUCCGAAUAUAUCUUCAAUUGUGAAAGGUGGCUUCCAUUUAUGUCCCAGGGCAUUCUGCAUUCGGAAGUUGAGCUUAUGGUGCAAGAAAUAGAAAUGCUCUCCAAGGUAAAGCCACCUACAGAAAUUGAUGACGGAGAUUGGAAAAUCACUGUUGUGACCGGUAAUCUCCCGAACGCAGGAACUGAUGCCACAGUGUCCCUUUAUGUCUAUGGUGAAGGGUCCAAUUCUGGUCCCAUUGUGCUGGGAUCAGGGAGUCAUCAGCUGUUCAAUGUGAAUAGCGCAGAUACAUUCCAGGUAAAUUUUAAAUACUUGUUAAAACCAUUUAAAAUCCGAGUUGGGCAUGACAAUUCGGGAGACAGUCCAGAAUGGUAUCUUGAGGAAAUAAGACUGCAGAACCUUUCCUCAGAUCUGGAACUUCACCUACCUGUAAAUCGAUGGCUUGGAGAGGAAAAAGAUGAUGGAGAUACAUGGAGGGAACUGUUCCUGCCAAUAGAUGGAAAUGAUCCAUUACCAUUGCUGGACUAUGAGAUUCACAUUCAUACAGGGGAGGUUUCUGAUGCUGAUAUAGAAGCUGAUGUUUACAUGAACCUUUUUGGAACCAAUGGAGACUCAGGCAAACGGAAGCUACAUAAAAGCAAGUUUGAAAGAGCCAAAUUUCAGAGAGGAAAUGCUGACGUGUUUUGCAUCCAAGCAGUAUCAUUGGGAGAACUCCAGAAAAUCCAAAUUACCCAGGAUGAAAUUAAAGAGGGCAAAGGCUGGUUCUUGGACAAAGUAUUUGUGCGAUAUACUGUGGAUGGAGAUGAUUACCAGGUUUUGUUUCCAUGCAGCAGAUGGUUUGAUGUGAACCGAGAGGAUGGGAAAACUGAAAGAACUCUGAUUUCCAAUGAAAUGGAAAAUCCGGAAGAGGACACUGAAGACAAAAUGUGGACAAUGCACAUUAAAACAGCAACUGAUUCCUCAAGAAAUAAUGCUUUGAAAGUAACUUUUAUCAUUUAUGGGUCUGAAGGAAAAACUAGAGAAAUUCAACUUGUGCAACCUGAUCUAAAAAGGGAGUGUUUCCUUCCUGGCUUUGAGGAUGGAUUCUUUGUGAAGUUUAAGGAUGUUGGGGAUAUUUAUAAGAUGCGCAUUGUCUGUGAACAUUUGCCCGAAAUCCCAGGAUGGCAUCUGGAAAGCAUUCAGAUGUUGGAGGAACAAUCUAGGCAAGAGAUACAGUUUGACUGCAACUGUUGGCUCUCUGUGGACACCGAAGAGGAAGAAUCUGUAAAAGAGUUCCGAGUUGUGAACAAUCAGCAAAAACUUUUGGCAGUCAACCAGUACCUAGUGGCUGUGCAUACUGGUGAUCACUGGGGAGCAGAAACCUUGGCUAAUGUCUACUUAACUCUCUAUGGGGAAAGAGGCGAUUCAGGGGCUAGAAAGCUACACAAAUCUCUCAUCCCUGGGGACAAAUUUACAAGAAACAAGACUGACUGUUUUAUAUUGGAAGCUGUGUCUCUGGGGCAUCUGCGAAAGGUGGUAAUUGGACAUGACAGGGAAGGUUAUGGAGCAGGAAUAUAUCUGAAGAUGGUCACAGUCAAAGAAUCUCAAGAUUCUCCUACCGAGUGGGUUUUCCCAUUAUGGAACUGGUUAGACAGUCACCUGGGACUGUGUGAGACCGUCUGCAAGCUGCACGCAAUAGGCAAAAGACUAGCAGCGAGACCCAAACCUGUUGCAGACUCCGGAGGUUUGUGGGUAAUUGAUAUUGCUGGCUCAGGAUUCCAGAGUUCAGAGAAUUUGAAUUGCUUUUCUCUUUGGUUUUAUGACAAUGAAAAGAAAGAGCAAGUGGAAAUAACAGUUUCUGAAAACUCACUGCAGACCGAGGAAGAACUACAACAAAUAAAAGACAUCAGUAAGGUGCAUGUUUCCUGGUCUCAUACACAAGUGUCCACGCCAUGGUAUUUAUCCUCCAUACACAUGAAGCACACAGUGACUCAUCAGGAGAUGUGGCUCCAUUUUGAUUGCUGGAUGCGGCCUAAUGAAGAUAAGUGCGUGGAGCUUCCAGCACUGUUUCCUGACAAGGAUCCUCUCCCUGUGGUAGAGUAUACAGUUAAUGUACACACCGGAGAUGCAAUGGAUGGAGGAAGUACUGGAGUCAUUUACAUCAGCAUGGAAGGAGAGCUUGGUGACUCUGGAAAGCAAUUCUUAAAUGAGUCUGCCACAGAAGUGCUUACUUUUUCUGCGAGACAGGUGGAUAACUUUAAAAUCAAAGCUGUGUAUCUUGGAAAACUUCAGAGGAUUGUUCUUGGUUUCAGAAAUGCAAAAAGAGAAUCAUGGUUCCUGGAAAAAAUUGUGGUUAAAGAGGACUUUACUGCUUCAAAAUACAUAUUUUAUCACAAUGACUGGAUAACUUCUCCUUCCCUGGAAGAAUUUAUAGAAACUGGAAUCUUACUAAAAGAAUCAGCAGCAGAACUGAAUGAGAUAAAAUCUUUUAGCACUCUAACCCAAGGAAGGUGCCAGCUACAAGUGCUUGGCACACCAGCGGAAGAAGAUUCAGAUCUGUCUGUUGUUGUGUAUGGUAAAGCUGGGAAAUCUCAAUUGCACAAGGUGAUGAAUCUGCACUAUCAUCCUUUUCUGCUGCAUGUUGGAGACAUCGGAGAUGUGAUAAAAGCUUCUUUCCUAUCCACGGCUCUGAGCCCUGAGAGGAGACUUCAGCUGCACAAGGUUCGUAUGAAGGAUGUAGACACAAAACAAGAAAUAAGCUUUUAUCCAAACAAUGCAUCUUUUCUUGAACAAAAUGGGUCAAAGGACGUGGCAGAAGUGGCUGCAGUGCUCCCCAAUAAACCACCCCUUACUGAAGUGACAUAUUCAAUUUACGUCAAAACUGGGCAUUUCCCGGCCUCUGGCACAGACGCAGAUGUAUUUAUUACAAUAUUUGGUGAAAAUGGAGAUUCCUGCAGAAGACAUCUGAGACACUCAUCGCUUCCUAAAAUAUUUGUCAAGGGGAAGGUAAACUUCUUUAAAAUAAAGGCCUUGGACCUUGGCAUGCUGAGUGGAGUACAUGUUGAGCACAACGCUGUUGGUUAUGGAGCUGGAUGGUAUCUAGAUCAAAUCACCAUACAAGCGUCAGAUAAGGCGGAUAUUAAAUACUUGUUUCCAUGCCAACGCUGGUUAGACACUGCAAUAAAUGACAAGCAAACUGACUGCAAGUUGAAGCUUCUUGGAAAAUUCAACAAAACGAAUCAACAGCUACUUGCAUUCACUGAAGGGACACUCAUUGUUUCCAUUGAGACUGAUGAUAUUGCACAGCCUGGAACCAAUUCUACAGUUUCUCUGACAAUAUGCUGUGAAAAAGGAAAUUAUGAACCAUUAGUAUUUUCAAAGGGCACAUUGACAGGAAGCAGCACGUUUCACAAAAUGGUGGAUCUUAGCAGCAAUCUUGGACCCAUCAGCAAAAUCAGACUGCAAAUGGAGGAUGAUGACAAAGACAGCAGCUGGUAUUGCAGAAUGGUGAGACUAGAACACCAACAGAGUGGCAAGAUUUUGGAGUUUCCAUUUCUUCAAAUGUUCAGCAGCAAAUUAAACAAAUUAGUUGCGGAACUUCCAGUCUUGGAUUCAACUGGUCCUCUGUUAACAAUGAAGUCUUAUGGCCUCUAUAUUAAUUUUACGCAAAUACCGAAGCCAGUUACAGAUACGGUACUGUUCAUCACACUGGGUGGAACGUUGGGCAACACUGGGAGAAGAAAGCUCAUUUGUAAAAAGAAAGAUUUGUCUUCCAAAGAAAAGACUGUUGGGUUUCAAUUGGAAGCUGUUGACAUUGGUGUAAUACAGGAGCUGCUCAUAGAGAAAGAAAAGCAAACUAAUUUACAGCUGGAGAAAGCCGUGGUUGAGGAAGGAUCAUUCAUCAAGAACAAAUACAUCUUUAUAGCCCAGUCAUGGAAAAAAGAGAAAACUAAAAUGAUGUCCAUGACUCUACCAGUGACAGAAAAGAAGGAAGGUCACAGCUCCAGCAUUCUUCUGAAUGAAAAUGUGCCCAUGACAACAGAUGGUGAAUGGAAAAUUUACUUGUCUGCACCCCAUAAAGAUAGCCAAACAGAAACUCUGGACUAUAAUUUACAGCUGGCUAUCUUAUUUUAUGGUGACAAAGGCCGGUCUAAUCCAAUCAUUCUUGAAAGAGAAGAGACACUUGAAAAUAAGGACACACUGACUUAUAAGGUAAACCUCACGUAUGAUUUAGGAGAAUUAUUUAAAGUGAGACUGGGCCUUGAGAACUGGAAAGAAGACCUGGGGCGGUUAUCCCUGUACCACUUAAAAAUGCAGAAUACAAGAACCUUGGAUACGUUUAACCAGCCAAUAAAUAAAACACUUCCUCUUUCAUUAAGCGGAGACAGAUGGAUUGAAGUCCCAGUAGAAUGGCCUCUAAAAGCCUCCCUUUCUGCGGCUACAUAUCACAUCACUUUAUAUUCCACUGGCCUGCUGGAACAGAAAGAUCAACUAAAUAUUGGUAUUUGUGUGCAUGGAAAACAUGGAGACACAGGACACAGAUACCUAAAAUGGCAAAGUACGCUAGAUGAAAAUGGAGAUGAGUCAUUUACAGCUGUAUUAGAUGCGGUAGAGCUUGGAGAAGUACAUCAGACUGACAUUUCUAUGAGCGGCAGAGAUGACUGCAAGCUGCACAUCAAAAGGAUUCACGUAAAGGAAUCUUUGAGGCAUGAAGUCUACGUAUUUGAUGUAAAUGAGUAUUUUUCAAUUGAUGCAAGCAACCCAGAGACAAGAAGAGAGCUUUUCAUUUCUCAAGUUGUCCAUGAUGAAAAUGGUGAAACUAGACAUGGCACAUCAUUUGCCUUCGAUGGAAUGGAAAAUAUCGAAGGAAAACUAGUGGAACAUGAGAUUAAAGUGUAUACGGGUGACGUGAGAGGAGCAGACACGGAUGCCAAUGUUUAUAUCAUAUUAUUCAGUGAGAAUGGAAACUCAUUUGGACCUGUCCAGCUGGUUGAUCCGCUACAGGAUACAAAUCCUUUUGAAAGAGGAAAGGUUGACACAUUCAGAAUCAGCGCAAAAGAUAUAGGAAACAUUUCUCAUAUUGAAAUAGGGCAUGAUGGAAAAGGAUUGGGCAAUGGCUGGUUCCUGGACAAGAUUGAGAUCUUCACAUUAUCUACAAAUGAAACAAGAUUGUUCACCUGCAACAGGUGGCUGGCAGAAGAUGAAGAUGAUGGGCAAACAGUUAUUCAGCUGAAAUCGAAUUAACAUCACCUAUCAUAGUCAGCCUACAAUCAAAGGCCCAAAUGACUACUUCCAGAAGUCUUGUUUACUACUCCAUUCCUGGGAUACAUUUAGUCAUAUAUCUUCCAUCAUUGACUCAUGCUUAGACAUUUUGUACAUGCUACAGGUCCAGAGUUUUCGGUAUAUUUUUUUAUAUGACUAAGUCCUUUUUUUUUUUUAUUAUUAUUUUGCUGAUUGACAAAGCAGGUUUUUGUUUUGUUCUUGUUGAACAUUAUAAACAUUGGUUCUUUCCUCAGUAAAGUAAGUUUCAAUAUCUUUUUAGGUAUGCAAUGCCAUUUUGCUUAAGUGCCAACAAAAUAAAUAUUAAUCAAUUAAAUUAAACAAUUUUUACUCAU